AUGAAUAAUUCUGCAGCAAAGGUAGGAGAAAUUUUUACUGAAGCUGGUGCAGCAUUUAAUAAAUUAGCAGAAAUGACCAUGUUGCUGCAUCCAUUAGCUGAAUCAUCCCCUAGUUUGCAUACAAAAACAACAGUAAAAAGGAAAACAGCUGAAGAAAAAUCGAUGCCUGCCAGCAACAAUAAUUCUGGACAGGUAACACUCAAUAUGCUCAAUGCUCAGGAAACAGAAAUGGAUGUAGAGGGAUUAAGGAACGAUGUUAAGUUAGAAUUUGAGUCAAGUGCAGAAGACGUAACAACA
Molecule: messenger RNA, 297 nt
Organism: Iphiclides podalirius (scarce swallowtail)
Lineage: Eukaryota; Metazoa; Arthropoda; Insecta; Lepidoptera; Papilionidae
Source: the annotation of a GenBank genome assembly